Molecule: messenger RNA, 1826 nt
Organism: Musa acuminata AAA Group (dessert banana)
Lineage: Eukaryota; Viridiplantae; Streptophyta; Magnoliopsida; Zingiberales; Musaceae
Exons: 3
Coding region: 510-1610 (366 amino acids)
Source: RefSeq, a predicted model, not a curated record
UGUAGUCCAUGAAGAAAGCACUGCAUGUGCUUCUUCUUCACGGCACACAGCUCACAUGGAAACACCUUCCAUUAUGGCCAUAUCCUUUCACUGCUACUAUGACACCAAAAUUUAUUUUUGAUCGAAGUUGGAUGGAUUCAACAGAAAAUAAGAUAAAAUGGACUAUCGUCCAUGUGCCUGGCACCAAUUCCCAUGCUUCUUCCCACAGCAGCUCUUGUCCUCUCUCUCUACCUUGCUCUUACCAGAUCUUGACCUCUUGAGAUGCAUUUGAGUUUGUGUGCUUGCGUUGUUUCUGUACUCGAGAAUGAGCUCCUGCUGCUGAAGCAGGCCAUAGAUUUGAGGAAAUCUUGGGGUUCUCUGACCUUGACUUGAUGAUGACUUGCUUCCGUCCGUAGAAUCUCAGAAAAGAGACGAGCUUUGUGCAAGCUCGAUGUUCCGUUUACGUGGGGAGUUGGUGGUGAAGGAAUGGGGCAGUGGAUGCGCUGUUGAUCGCAUCGGUUUCUGAGAGAAUGAGGCCUGUAGAGAGCAAGGGGACCUGUACAUUUGAUUCGGCGCAGGAGGAUAAUCCCGGCAGCAACGCUUGCAAUGGCGAUGUCGGACACAAAGCUCGUCACUAUCGGAAAGCGUUGAGCUCGCGCAGCAAGCCGGCGCCUUCGAAGUGGGAUGACGCGCAGAAGUGGCUGGUUGGGCUGUCGGGCCGCGGAGCUCACCAGCACGCCGUGAGCAAGCCGAGGAACUCGAACGCCGACGAUAGAAGGCUGCUCACUUCACUGUCCCAGCGAGGACGGGAUUCUUGUAGCAGCGCUGAUGGAGUCUUGGAGGGCGGCGUCGUUCUUGCGAUUACUGCGUGCGAUGAAGGGGAAACGAAGAAGAUGGAUUACAACGAAGCAAUGUGGAGGACGAAUAAGCCGGUGCAGGAUUCGUCCAUGGUGGUAAGAUCCGUUUGCUUGAGAGACGCAGGGACGGAGAUGACUCCAAUUGCAAGCAAAGAACCAUCGAGGACGGGCACGCCACUUGGUGCGUCGACUCCGGUGUUGAAGAGCCCGGUUUGUUCUCGAUCAUCCACCCCUGUGAGAUGCCGUCAAGGUGCUCAACAAAAUGACAGCUACAAAGAAGGGAUGAGGAGUCUCGAGAGAAGCGAGGCCGUGCCUUUCGGCGCGGCCGGCGGGAGCAAUUGGCCUUCGAGAGAAGAAUCUGGGACUGACGGGGCCAGGUCAUAUGAGACCAGUGGCUCGGCGCAAGAUCGGAACCCGAGUACGCUGGAAUCCCGAGCCACGGCAUGGGAUGAGGCAGAGCGUGCGAAGUACUUGGCAAGAUACAAGAGUGAAGAUGUGAAGAUACAAGCAUGGGAAAAUCAUGAAAAAAGAAAAGCUGAAUUGGAAAUGAGGAGGAUGGAGGUUAAGGCAGAGAGAAUCAAAUCACGAGCCCAAGAAAAAUACGCAAACAAGUCAGCUGCAGCAGGAAGGAUCGCAGAGGAGAAGCGUGCCAGUGCAGCGGCCAAGCUGAAUGAGCGUGCCGCAAGAACUUCCGAUAGAACAGACUACAUCAGGAGGACAGGGCACCUGCCAUCCUCUUUUUUCUCCUUCAAGUUGCCUUCUCUUUGUAGUUGAGGGCCAUUGCUGCAAUCUGUGAGCUGAUGUUUUUAAGUGUUGCUGCCUUUGUUCUGCUCUUGCACUACUGUGUCAGCCGAUGUUCAUCGGGGUUGUAUUUGCUCAAGGGAAAUGCAUUUUAUGUGCUCCCAUCUUCAUUUGACUUUUCUUCAAAUCAGAAUAAUUUAUAGAAUAAUCUUAGCACAAGUAGCUGCAGCAGCUGCUGCUUCUUCUCAA